AUGGAGAUGUUGAAAGAGAUGUUCAUUAAGCAUUACAUCUAUGAUAUUUGGAGCCCUGGAGCCGAAAAACAAACACUGGAUAUAAUUAAUGCUAAUGAAACAUCAAAACUUGAUGAAAUUGCAAUAAAACUUACACAGGAUUCAAUAAGUUCUGGAGUUAAUGGCAGUUCUAAUAGUUAUAUUGAUGGAUUAGGUAAUUAUGAUGUUAAUGUGUUACAAGCAGCUUUAGAAGAACAUGAUUUAGAAACUCAAUGGUUUGAUUCUAGAAAAGGUACAAAGAAAAAGAAGGCAUUAUAA
This is a messenger RNA of Entrophospora sp. SA101, 297 nucleotides long. Lineage: Eukaryota; Fungi; Glomeromycota; Glomeromycetes; Entrophosporales; Entrophosporaceae. The record is from the annotation of a GenBank genome assembly.